This is a messenger RNA of Prorocentrum cordatum, 1321 nucleotides long. The record is from the annotation of a GenBank genome assembly. NCBI's taxonomy places the organism in Eukaryota, Dinophyceae, Prorocentrales, Prorocentraceae.
CGGCCCAUCACCAUGGCGUGGCGCACGGCGGCCAAGUGGAUGGCCCAUAUCGGACGUGAACGAGGGCGGCUACGCGAGCUGGUCGCGAGGUCGCAGCUCGCCCAUACGUGCACCCCCUUUACACCUUCGCAGUGCACGAUCAUCCUGGCCGCGCUGCGCGACGUAGAGCUCGUUUUGGCGAACGUGCUCCGCAGCAAGGUGGUGAUUUCCCUUUUACCGAUGCAGCUCGUUUCCUUCCUUGAGUUGGGCAUCGACACGCUGGCGCCCCAGACAUUCGGCGGCUUGCAGGAUGCUGCCCAGAAGGAGGCGGACCGACUUUCCAAGGCGGAUAUUUCGGCGGCUUCCAGGGCAUGGGCGCCUUGGGCCAGAGGUGCGUUUGCGAGGGGGGCGUCGGUCGCGCACAAGGCCUCCAAGGUUCCUGUGCCCGACGAGAUCUUACCAUGGAUCCGCCUACGCGACGGUAUGCAGCCCUACGCUCUCAUCAACAACGAUUUGAGGGAGUGGGCCGAGAUCUGGGACCGCCUGUGGGCUAUGAUGUGCCGCAUCCCGAAGCCCGACUCAGGGCAUCGACUCAUUGCCGUCCUCGACUCGUUCCUCCGAAUUUUGGGCAGGUGCACAUCCAGCGACGGCGCUUUCGAGAACAACCUGCAGGCGGAGACCGGGGUACUCAAGGGCUUCUUUGUCGCGAGCGCCCUGCUGGACCUCACGAAGGCCUACGACAUGGCGCGGCCCUCCCAGCUUUUCAAGGAGGGGCCCUUCUGGGGCUACCCGCCACGUAUGAUGUGGAUGCUGAUCCAGCAGUACUGCAUGCCCAGGAGGCUCAAGGGCCACGGGUCGAUCUCCGAGCAGGCGCCUGUUCCGCUGCAGCCCCGCAUGUUGGUUGACGAUGUCUCCAUCCAGUACGUGGGCCCCGGCAAGGCGGGCAUCGCCAGGCUGGCGAAGGCGGUGGAGCUAUUCCAGCAGGACUCGCGCGACCUCAGCUCCAGGUUCAAUUUCAAGAAGUCGGGGCUCGUGCUGACUACGCGUGCAUCCCGAGCCGAGGCUGUUCGGCUACGGGGCCGCAUACCUGUGCGCUCGUGGAUGCGCAACCUGGGGCACGAGACCAUGGGAGUGCGCCCCUCGAGGCAGCAGGAGCGCAUGAGGGCCAACCAGAUGCUCAAGCGCAAGCGCCGCCUGCUCAUGUUCAAGGGUGUGGCGGGGCGCACGUCUUCUAUACUAUGGCGAUCGGGAGCGCAGCCAUCCGUUGGGCAUGGCGCAGGCGUUGCUGGUGUAUCCGGCGAGGUGCUGAAGCAGAUGCGAUCCGUCGCAGCGCUGGUGGCUG